GAAGUCCAGCUCAGGGCUUCACAUCAGGAGCCUUCAGCUUCGCCGCGGCGGCAUCCCUGACCUUCGUAUCCCAUCCCGCCUUCCCAACACCCUCCAUCAACUUGCUUCGCGGAGGUGUGCACGGCAUGACAGGGUUCUUCAGCGGCAUGAACACAUCCAACAGAUGCCCCUGCACAAAACUUACCAACAUCGUGGAGAUCCAAUAAUACAAUACUCCCGCGGGCAAUGCUAGCGUCAGCGGUCCCGCUGCCAGAGCGAGGAGUUUCAGCAUGUUCCGAAGUCUGCGUUGAAAGGUAGAGGGUGUGCCCACUGGGGCUGCGGCGCGUGUGAAGUAGUGCGAAGGCACGAGAUGGAGGAGCAUUGUGGCGGACAGCGCGAAGGGGAGGAUGAGGAGCGGAUCUGCAGCGCUGAGGUCGACGAACCAUAGAGGCCCUUCGGUGGUCAUCGAAGGUUCUAUCCGGGUGAGCGCAGUGGCAAUGUCUGUGUUCGCGGUUGCACCAGACGCAGUUUCAGCAGCGCCUUCCGUCACAGAAGGCACGGAGCUGAAAAUCAAACGCAACAGUCCGCUGCCAGCUCCAGCCAACCGUCUGAUUGACUCGAUGAUUAUGAGGAAGAAUGGGAGUUGUAGCGCGGGUGCGAUGAACAGCUUGUAGCGUUGGCAGGAGAAGGCCUUGUAGAUUUCCAUCGUCUUGCGUGCGGCCAGCACCUUCAUGUUGGAGGUUCCCUUGGAUAUGUCAACAUUGCGCUCCAGUGCCCCUCGCCAUGCUGUAAUGAGAGGUGUAAGGCUUCGUUGCUUCGAUAUUAUGCGGCGAGACCAUAUCGUCAGCGGGAGAAAGGCAAGGCGGACUGCGACGGCAGCAAAUGGGAUGGCCGCCCACCAAGGGAGAACAUGGUGGAUUCCGAGGAAGGCGUUGUGAGUAGCCUCGAGGACGGGGUCGAGGAUUGUAUAUUUCUGACGGGGCGUAGCAUGGAAGGAUCGUGAGGCUGCAGAGGGGAAGCAGGACAGGAACGGUUGUGGUUGUCGAGCUUGCUGGAAUUGUAGCCGCACUGCUCGAGAGAGUGGGCGUUGCACGAGAUGCCGCGACAUGAAGCUGGCUCCGAGUUUUGAGGCGUUCGGGGCCAAUUGGCACGAAACCCUUUGCUAGAUAGCUCUGACCAUCAAAAGAUAUUAGCUGGAGACAGGCUGACUUGAAAUAGCAGCGAUACCCAAUCUACCGUUCUGUCAAUGUAUCGCGGGAUGAAGACAAAAUAUCGCGGGCGUCAGCCUUUCGGCACCGGGCCUUUAAUUUGCCGAGAACACGAGCCCACGUGUGUUACUUGUCACGUCGCAACGUCCUCAGCCUUGCCAUGCGCCAAGCAACAUACAUACCUAAUACGGAGUUUCAUAGUUCUGGACCAUUUCCAUGCUGAUAUAACACUUUCGUGCCUCUUUAUAAGGGCAGAAUGAUCCCUCUAGGCUGGCUCCUUGGCAUCACUGCCUUGGUGACACUUCUGCCCGUAGGAUUACUCCUCUACGGCCAUUCGCUAGCCCAGAUACUUGGAGAGACGAUAGGGUGGUACUUACUAAAGCGGACGGCCCCGAAGAGGGCAAUCAUUCUCAAAAAGGUUGCCGAGGAAGAGGCGGAGCUGGCAAAGGAGGCGGCGCGCGGGAAGAAGGCCAAGGAAGGCGACGAGGAGUGGGAGAGGGUUGAAAGCUACACUGUUGGCAACGCUGUGAACGGAGAUGUCGCCGAGAAGGAUUGGGAGGGGAUCGUGGGCUUCCUACACCCAUUCUGCAACGCAGGGGGUGGUGGUGAGAGAGUUCUCUGGGCAGCUGUGCGCGCGACGCAGCAGAGGUGGCCCAAGGCUACAUGUGUGGUUUAUACGGGCGACCACGAUGUCACCAAGGAGAAGAUGCUGGAGAGGGUUGAGAAUCGGUUCAAUAUCCAGCUUCACGCGCCGACCGUCACCUUCCUCUAUCUCACAACACGGCACUUAGUCCUAGCCUCAACAUGGUCAUUUGCAACUCUCUUCGGCCAAUCCUUGGGCUCGUUGUUCAUGGCCUACGACGCCUUCUCCCUUUUAGUCCCGGAUAUCUUUGUCGACACUAUGGGCUAUGCAUUCGCUCUUGGGCUGUGCAAGCUGAUGUUCCCAAAGGUGCCGACGGGAGCAUACGUCCACUACCCCACAAUCUCCACAGACAUGCUUGCCUCGCUCGACUCUACGACCAACAGCACACACGGUGUCAACGCCGGAAAGGGCGUCGGCGCGAAGGGUGCAGCGAAGAAGGUUUACUGGGAGAUUUUCGCCAAGGUCUACGGCUGGGUCGGCUCCUCGAUUGACGUCGUCAUGACGAACUCUACAUGGACACAGGGCCAUAUCCGCUCACUAUGGGGCGGUUUCCGAGCUGAGCGUGGCGUCAUGUCUGAUAUAGCAGUUGUGUACCCUCCCGUCGCAGUCGAAGAGCUCGAGAGCGAAAUCGAAAUCUCGGCAGAGAGUGAGAAGAAGAGGUCGAAGACGCUCUUGUACAUUGCGCAGUUCCGGCCGGAGAAGAAUCACACGUUGAUAUUGAACUCAUUCGCCGAGUUCAUGCGCACAAAGACGCCUGCCACGAAAGGCGCAAAGCUUGUCCUUGUCGGGAGUGUGCGGGAUGAUUCCGACUCAAAGCGCGUGUAUGAGCUGAGAUUAUUGGCCAACGAGCUCCAGAUCAAGGACAGUGUGGAAUUCCAUCUGGAUGCCUCUUGGCCAGAGAUAUUGGAGUGGUUACGAAAGGCGUCUGUGGGUGUCAAUGGAAUGUGGAAUGAGCACUUUGGCAUUGGUGUUGUAGAAUAUCAGGCGGCGGGGUUGAUCGCGGUGGUACAUAAGAGUGGCGGACCGAAGAUAGAUAUUGUUACAGAGGUGGAGGGGAAGCCAACUGGGUUCCAUGCGACAACUUCGACUGAAUUUGCCGAAGGGUUCGAGAAGGCACUGUCACUCAAGGAUACACUUGACUGGCGUCGCAGGGCACGGUUGUCUGCAAAAGGUUUUACAGAAGAGGAGUUUGCGAAGAGGUUCAUCAAACAGAUGGAGACGCUGGUGCUGCUGCAGGUUAACGGGCCAGGCCCUGGUAAGAAGAUAGAUACCCAUUUUACAGAGGGAUUCCACAUGUAGAUAUAUCAAAGAAAGGC
Messenger RNA from Pseudogymnoascus verrucosus, 3146 nucleotides. RefSeq names its product asparagine-linked glycosylation protein (gene ALG11). The coding region runs from base 1444 to 3129 and encodes 561 amino acids. Gene Ontology annotation, molecular function: GDP-Man:Man(3)GlcNAc(2)-PP-Dol alpha-1,2-mannosyltransferase activity. The record is from RefSeq and is a predicted model, not a curated record. Gene Ontology annotation, cellular component: endoplasmic reticulum membrane. Gene Ontology annotation, biological process: protein N-linked glycosylation. The transcript is spliced from 3 exons. Lineage: Eukaryota; Fungi; Ascomycota; Leotiomycetes; Thelebolales; Thelebolaceae.